Messenger RNA from Staurois parvus, 621 nucleotides. The record is from the annotation of a GenBank genome assembly. NCBI's taxonomy places the organism in Eukaryota, Metazoa, Chordata, Amphibia, Anura, Ranidae.
AUGUUUUCAUAUUUUUUAGCAGUCUCGAGCUCCACUGAUGUGUCUUAUGUUGAUCUGGAUGCUACAACAACAGCAUUGCCAAUUCAUGAUGAAAGCAUCCUAUACACUGGAUUGAUUUCACAACCACCCUCCUUUCAACCUUUAACUCAAUGGACAGCAUGUCCGGAGUAUAUUUCACAUGAAAGUGUUAGCUGUCCUUAUACAACAGAUAUGUAUGUUCAGCCAAUGUGUCAAGGUUAUACUGUGGUUGGUCCCCCUUCUGUAUUAACAUAUACUUCACAGCCUCUUCUAACAAAUUUUACAGCACGAAACAGCACUCAGUGUGUUGCUACUCAGUUAGAAUAUGCCGAUCAGCAAACUUCGCUGACUUACUUCCCGUGGGCUCAGCCAAUUCCAACUCUGCCAACAGCAACUCACUCUAUACCCUACCAAGCAACAGCAACCACAAUCCAAAGCCCACAGUUUGUCCCAAUACCAAUUUCUUUACCAGAUCCUGUGCCAGAAGAACUGAAUCACUCGAGGCAAGCCAUCAACAAUGUGCCCAUUGAAAAAUUAUUACAUGGAGAAGAAGGGAGUGACUCAUAUGCUCUUAAUCAUACUCUGUCUAUUGAAGGGCUUUAA